UUCAAAAAGCCCGGAGUGGCGGAGAGGAGCGCGCAGAGCGGAAAGAGCCCGGCGGGCCAGGGCAGGGGCCGCUUCUCCCGCGCCCCCCGCAUGGCUCCGGCCAGCUGAGCCCGCCGCCCGUCCCCGAUCAUGUGCGCGCCGCGCUCCUCGCCGCCUUCGCCGGCCGCCGAGUGAGCCCUCCUCGCCCGCCCGCCCGGGCGCGCCGUCUGGGCUGCUCUUUCAUGGUCAGCGCCUUCGCCCUCCUCUGGCCGCGCGAUCCGGGCAGCUGCGCGCCGUGACGGAGCGGCGGCCGGCCAUGCAGGCGGCGGGGGCUGCGCGCUGGCUGCGGCGGCUGGCGGCCGCCCUGGGGCUCCUCCUCUGGGCGCUGGAGCUGCGCGGCGCCCGGGCGGACUUCACGCUGGAGAACGAGGUGCGCUCGAGCUUCAUCCACAAGCGGCUGCGCAGCCAGGAGCGCCGGGAGAUGCAGCGGGAGAUCCUCUCCAUCCUGGGCUUGCCCCACCGCCCGCGGCCCCACCUCAACGGCAAGCACAACUCGGCGCCCAUGUUCAUGCUGGACCUCUACAACGCCAUGUCGGUGGAGGAGGAGGGCGCCGGCGGCGGGGACGCGGCCGGCGAGGGCUUCUCCUACCCCUACAAGCCGCUCUUCAGCACCCAGGGGCCGCCCCUGGCCAGCCUGCAGGACAGCAGCUUCCUCACCGAGGCCGACAUGGUCAUGAGCUUCGUCAACCUGGUGGAGCACGACAGGGAGUUCUAUCACCAACGCAGCCAUCAUCGAGAAUUCCGCUUUGACCUCUCCAGGAUCCCUGAAGGUGAAGCAGUGACAGCCGCCGAGUUUCGGAUUUACAAGGACUACAUCAGAGAACGCUUUGAUAAUGAAACUUUCCAGAUUAGUGUCUACCAGGUUCUCCAAGAACACCCUGGAAGGGAUUCGGAUUUGUUCCUGCUUGACACUCGAACAAUUUGGGCUGCAGAAGAAGGUUGGCUGGUGUUUGAUAUCACAGCGACUAGUAACCACUGGGUGGUAAACCCACAACACAAUCUCGGCUUGCAGCUAUCAGUGGAGAGCAUUGAUGGCCAGAGCAUCAAUCCCAAGUUAGCUGGCCUUAUUGGAAGGCACGGCCCACAAAACAAGCAGCCGUUCACCGUGGCCUUUUUCAAAGCUACUGAGGUGCAUCUCCGUAGUAUUCGAUCUGCAGGGAAUAAAGCCCGAAACCAGAAAUCUAAAGCACCAAAGAACCAAGAAACCUUUCGGGUGUCAAAUCUUGGAGAGAACAGCAGCAAUGAUCAGAGGCAAGCUUGCAAGAAACAUGAGCUCUAUGUCAGUUUCAGGGAUCUUGGCUGGCAGGACUGGAUAAUUGCUCCAGAAGGCUACGCUGCAUACUACUGCGAAGGAGAAUGUGCCUUUCCAUUGAAUUCUUACAUGAAUGCAACAAACCAUGCUAUUGUUCAAACACUGGUUCACUUUAUAAAUCCAGAUACUGUGCCGAAGCCUUGCUGUGCCCCGACGCAACUCAACGCCAUCUCCGUCCUCUACUUCGAUGACAGCUCCAACGUCAUCUUGAAGAAAUACCGGAACAUGGUGGUACGGGCCUGUGGCUGUCAUUAAACAUACUAGACUGGAGAGCUCCAUGUGGCUCACAAGAUGUGCAGGGUGUUUUUUAAAAAAAGAAAACAUGGAUCAUUUUGAGCAAGUCUCCUUCCAAACAUGCCACAGAUCUUAGGAUUUCUGAAACAGCCAAACAGGACGAGCGCCAGACACAGGUGGCAUUUUGAGCAAGUUUUGCUUUAGCUUGCAAAGUGAAGAUUUUUCUGCAAACUGCUGCACAAUAUAAAUCAGGACUGAGGAUCAGUUUGUAAGCAGGUCCGUGAUUCUGUAGGCAAGCAAGCGCUUCCUGAAAGGUGAUUCUUCAAGGGGAAUGAACCUUUUAACAAAAAGCCAUCCGUGGUGAGAAACAUGUUUGUGCAUGUGUUUGAGUGUAUGUAAGUGUGUGUGUGUGCGCGCACAAAUUUAUAAAAGUUCCUCUUGGAGAAACGGAUAGUUUCAAUUAGAAGGAAGGAAUGGAUGUGCCUGGAUGAACCAGGUAUUCUGCUAACAUUAUUAGAGAUACCUGAAAAGUGUCCCGUUAUCUAUAUGGAUAUCUCCGUCUCCCUAUUUGCAUUGUGUGUUUGGGGUGUUUGCCCACCAAAGCAGCUAUGCAAUUUUCUCCAAGCAGAUCCUGGCCAUUGUGUGCAUAUUGUCUGCAGCUGUGCUUCUUGUUCCCCAUUCCAAAGUGCAGACAGACCGGAAGGAUUGUUGUCCAUAACAUGCUCAUUUGGCUCAACUGUGCAUUUUGUUCCCCAUUCAGAAAUAGAUUUAAGAUCUGAAUCGCUGUUGCACAUCUCCACUGCAGUUGACUUAAUUAUGCAAUGGCUUGCAUAAUUAAACUAUCAGUCUCUCUUUCUUCUUCACAAUAAAAUGUGUAGCGGAUCAGCGGUGAUGGUUGCGAAUCUGCAUCCUGUUGAGGAGUCUUAGCCACAAUUGCAAACAUUUGGUUUUCACAUGGAGAACCAAUAAUAAUAAUAAUCACAGAAUCUGAGCAUCCCUAAAUUGACCUUCUUUCCUGUCGUUCAAUCCAGCUUCAGAGGCAAGAGAAAAGUCUAAGGCUUCAGAACAGGAAAAUUCUUUAUAUGCAUGGAGAUGUGCUUAGUACAGAAAUUAUCUGUAUUUCUGAACAGCUUUCUCCCAUCCUCUGGUUCUACAUUUCUGUUUUAAUUUCUUACCAAGUCUGGCAUGGGAAGAGUAGGGAACAACUGUAAGAUGAGAAGCUAAACAAAAGAAUACAGUGGAUCAUAUCCAGCAGCUUCCCAUAGAGAUCCAAAUUGGAUGCAGAGAUCACUAUCUUAAAGGCAUGGGUUAGGGUACGGGCAGUAUCCUUAUCUAAGGUUCAGGUGAUAUCAUUCCUCUUGGGUUUUUUUGUAACCCUGUAGAUAAUAGAUCAUACAUUCAGAAUUUUGAAAGGGUUGACUACAAAUGUCUUACAGAAUUUAGGCAAGGGAAAGAAACUUGGAGGGACUUGAACAAGUCUAAAACGUGGGGACUACCAUGGAUUAAACAGAAGUCAGUGAGAAGAGAAUGGGAGAAAUCCUGAGCAGGUGUACUCAGAUGAAAGGCCUGUUUUACUCUGAAGAAAGCGUUCUUGGGGAUGCAGACAAUUUGUCAUUUAAGACUAAUAAUAUUUUAAAUUGCACCAAUGGAGAGAAUUGUCUCCCAGAGUGGCAGCAUUAAAGGGCUGUUGUGUUUGGCCUGGGUCUGACCAUCACUGAACAUAUGAAACUGCCCAACAGUUGGGUUCGACCCAUCACUUUGCCAUUAAGCUUGUUGAGAAGAUCAGUCACACACUCUCAGCCUAGCCUUAUCGCUCGUGUUUGUUGUAGGAAUGAGAGUACCAUGUACAUCUUGGGGCAGGCGGGAAGUGUACAUCUCGGGAGAAUGGCAGGAUUAAAAAUAGUGCUAGAUAGGUGUUGUAGGAAUGGAAUGGAAGAGCAGCAAGGAUGUUCCAGAAAUACUUGGUUAAGCCACUUGCACUCAUUCCACCUAUCUUUAAAAGGUUUUUGUAUACAAUCAAACUAUGAAGGGGUUGGAACACUUUUCUAAUGAGGAAAGGGUGACAUGUUUGGGGAUUUUUAAUUGGAGGGGAGAAAGCGACAAGAAGGGGAAGAAGCAUUGUUUUACAGGUUUCUAUAAAGAGCUUGGAGAGGAAGUCUUCUGCCUCUCUCGUAUUUGAACCAAGUCAUCCUUUGAUGAAGUUAUGGUAGAUUCUGGACAGCAAGGAGAAAGUGUUUCACGCACAAAGUUUUGGACUCACUACCACGAGACAUUGUGAUGGUCACAGUGUCUUGAAUGACUCUUUAAAAUGUGUACACGUGAAUGGAACCCAUUGUAGCUCAACCCCAUUCAUAUAAAUAAGUACAAAAGACAAAGGGGAAAAAAUUCCCAUUGUCAGUUUUUCUCUGCUUAGCAAACCUUGAAUUUCAAAUGCAAACAAGUGCAUUCUGUUAAUGAAAAAGUUCUUAUGGUUGAUUUCCACCCCAACCCCCCAAACACCAGUUAUAGUACAACUCUAAUAAAACAGACAGAGCUUUGUUUAUUUCCCUUUGGAAUAGCUAAUAAACAUGGGGAAAUGGGAUGGUGGAGGUAGGCAUAAACUCCCUUCCCAAUGGUAAGUUCCAGAUUGGGGCACCACAUGUAGGCUAUUUAAAAGAGGAAGAAAAAAAAUAAACCCUCUUGAGGGCGCAUACCCAGAAUUUGCAUCACUACGUCUGUUUUGGUCCUACCAGUUGGAGGGUCAGUUGGAUCUGACAGUGCAAGACAGUUUCAUAUGUUCAUGGAAGGAUUUGGGCUUGUGUCUUCCACUUACAGCUACUCUACCCUACUGCCCUGCACUAGCCCUUCUAUAGUACUGGCAGAAGUAGCACAAAUAGCCUGUAUGAAGGGCAGCAACCCCCUUGUCUUCCAAGUUUAAACAUUAGUGUGCAAACGUGUAUAUGCAUAAAUUGCAAAAUGGAUGGAUUUCUAAUGUGACCUUUGGGACUAAAUUAGGUGCCCACUCCUAAUUCUGGGGAAGAGAUGUGGAAGGACUCCCUGUGAAGCCUCCAUGAGGCUCCCUAAAGCCUUACAAUAUGGAGCUCCUUCACAGAGCUGCUGUAGCAUGGUGGUUAAGUUGUUGGACUGCGAAUCAUAGCUUUGCUGGUUUGAAUCCCACUACUGCCAUGAGUGCACUGUUAUUACUGUUGUUAUCAUUUCCAGAAGUCUCCCAUUGGUCUGGCACAUCACAAGAGAAAAUACAGGUAGAGGGAAGUGUUUGGAUUGCAUGUAGGUUCCAGUAUCUGCUUUAUUUUCAGAGGAAAUCACUUAAGGCAAUAAGCACAAUAUGCGUAUUGAUAACUAGAAAGAUCACCACCAAAUGUUUGGGAUCGGUUGCACGCCCCAGGCUGUCAUGUGUAACUCGGAGUGUUUGAUAAAUGCAUUGGAAUGUUUGAUAAUGCAAAUAAUGGAGAGAGCAGAGGGGAGUGGAUUGGCCUACUUGCUGAUGAUGUCACAAUGGACCAUCACUUGGUAUUGAGUGUAAUGAUUGUUCUGAGAAGGAAAAUUUUGUGGGUUAUUUCUCGGGUGAAAGAUUGCAUGGGCACAUGCAGCUAUCUCUUAUCUUCUCUUUUCCUUUAGUUUUUUUUAUUGUACCUCUCCGGCUCACACUGGUGAAGCAGGGAGGAAGAAGUGGACAGAUCUACACAUGGGCUUGCAAAUUACAAAAAACCUAUUAUAUACUUCUGGGGUGCACUGAGCCUUGUUUGGGGAGUUUGGAAGCUUCUUCAAGAAUUAACACGAUGAAUUAAAUACCACCCUGUAUGUAUAUAAUAUGGCCAUGGGUAAGCUUUUGAAGUGCCUUGCCUUGCAAUCCACAUUGGCGGCUAUCCUUCGACAUGGGAGGGCCACCGUUGAUAAAUUCUUUCACUGUGUACACUCCAAUCUCUUUAUCUGUUUUAUGGGGAUAUUCAUUUCCUGGGUUUAUUUCUAUUUUUUCCCCUAAAUAAACGGCAGGCUUUCUGCUAAAGUUUUAUGUAAGCUCCACUGUUUGUACAUGUUUGUGUAAAUAGUUUUCACAAAAGCAGAACAAAAUUAUUUAUUUCAGUCUCUGAAUUUCCUUUAUCCCCCCCAAUCUCAUUCAGGAAGAAAUGAUUCAUCUCCCUUUUGAACACAUUUGUUUCCUUAUUUAAUAAAGUAUUUAUUAACAACUGUUGGCAAAAAAUAUACAUUUUUGGGUCUUUUUUCCCCCUUUAAAGCAGUUGUUUUAGAUUGUUGUUUGUGCAAAUUAGUCAAAUAAAUCCUUGUGGUUUUACAUGUUUUA
Messenger RNA from Eublepharis macularius, 5885 nucleotides. It is a transcript of the gene BMP7, whose product is annotated as bone morphogenetic protein 7. Bases 296 to 1606 code for a protein of 436 amino acids. Gene Ontology annotation, molecular function: growth factor activity; cytokine activity. The transcript is spliced from 7 exons. Gene Ontology annotation, biological process: SMAD protein signal transduction. NCBI's taxonomy places the organism in Eukaryota, Metazoa, Chordata, Lepidosauria, Squamata, Eublepharidae. Gene Ontology annotation, cellular component: extracellular region. The record is from RefSeq and is a predicted model, not a curated record.